AUGUUUGCCUGGUUCCGCAGUAGCGGUGAAAUCCUGCGGGCGAACGUGGCGAGUGCCGCGGAGCUCUUUGAGCGGAGCAUUUUUGCGAGCCCAUGCCAGCCGGAGAAUGAGUUCGAGGUCUGGCACGAGAAUGCCUGUGAUAUCCGCUGGACCCAUGCGAUCCUCCUGUACCACUGGCUGUCCCAGACGGAGCCUGGCUGGAGUCCCACUGCGCAGCUCUACGCACGGAAGUCCGAAGAUCUGUUCCAGGGGAUCAAGCGGGUGAAGAGGUACAGUGUGGCGGCGGAGGUGUGGAAGAGCCCAGCGCACAUCAACUUCAACAGUAUCAUCUUUGCAGGCAAGCCCUCGAGACCAGUGUGGAACACCCAGGAAGUGCCUCUGGGGCGCUGGCUGGAAGAGAUGCAUCCCAUCUUCAAAGCUGAGCUGGAUGCAAUUCUGGAGGAACCUGGUGAUGUCUUUGGGCAGCUCAUGCAGCUGGACCCUUCCCGUGAGCAUUUGGCCACUCCGGGCGGCUGGGACACCUUGCGGAUCGUGCGGUAUCACCACUGGUACGACAUUUUCUGCCAGUUGGCACCCGAGACCUGCGAGCUGAUCAAGACCCGGCCGGAGAUCAACGAGUGCAAGUUCAUGAACGUGAACUAUGUGCGCUUGAAUCCUGGAACCCACCUGAAGCCACACUAUGGCAACGGCCCACGGCUCUCAGCGCAUUUGUCGGUGAAGGCUCCAGAGCCGAUGAAGGCUGCACUGACCGUGGCAGAUCAACGGCGGCUUUGGGUGGAGGGUGAAGCCAUCGUGUUCGACGACACGUAUCCUCACAUGGUGAGCCAUUGGGGUGAACAGCCUCGGUAUGUGAUCCUUGUUUGGUUUUGCCAUCCCUGUGAUGGUGGCAAUCCUCAUAAUCAGACCUGCCCCAGCGAGUAG
This is a messenger RNA of Durusdinium trenchii, 921 nucleotides long. The record is from the annotation of a GenBank genome assembly. NCBI's taxonomy places the organism in Eukaryota, Dinophyceae, Suessiales, Symbiodiniaceae.